Molecule: messenger RNA, 3250 nt
Organism: Poeciliopsis prolifica (blackstripe livebearer)
Lineage: Eukaryota; Metazoa; Chordata; Actinopteri; Cyprinodontiformes; Poeciliidae
Gene: f2r
Product: coagulation factor II (thrombin) receptor
Exons: 2
Coding region: 315-1592 (425 amino acids)
Biological process (GO): blood coagulation; phospholipase C-activating G protein-coupled receptor signaling pathway; thrombin-activated receptor signaling pathway
Cellular component (GO): membrane
Molecular function (GO): thrombin-activated receptor activity
Source: RefSeq, a predicted model, not a curated record
AAUAAUUUUUAUUUAUUCAACCUUUAUUUCACCAAGAGAAUCCAAUUGAGAUUGAAGUUAAUUCAAGGUUAGCUUACUAUAUAAGCAUUACAAUCAUAAAGAAUUGAGGAAAUGGUGCAUUUCAAAGAUUUUGCCAUUUCAGGAGAAAAAUAUUUUUGGUCUCAGAUUGAUGCUUCCUUUGUAAAGGGGAGGAGAUAAAUGGGGCUGGGGAGGAGGACGAUCCUCAUGACUAAUUUGCUAAAUGCUCACAGACAAAAGCACUUUAGACACUCAUCUGGGAAACGGAUAAUUUCAGUUCACUGGUUAUUUGGAGGAUGUAUGGCAACAGCAUGUUCCCUCUAGUAUUCAGCUUGCUGGUUUUGUCUUCAAGUCAAAGCUCAGCACACUCCUCAGAAAACGGCUCCAUGUUGCUGCCUCGGACUUUCUCAGGUCGCUUUGUCCUGGUGACUGAAGAACCCAUGGAAUACAUUGACCUGUCUGCACUGGACAGUGAUGACGACGGCUCAGGUUCUGAGACGGAGCAGAAACUUUUGAAGAAACACGGCCAGCGCUUGCAGAAGCACCUCGUCGUCUCUGAGGAAGCCAAAGAGUUUCUCCAGGGUCACCUCACGACAGCGUUUGUCCCCACGGUUUACAUCCUGGUCUUCGUUACCAGCGUGCCUCUCAACCUUCUGGCUGUGGUGAUGUUUGUCCACCGAAUCCGUCCCAGAAAGCCUGCGGUGAUCUACAUGCUCAACCUGGCUUGUGCUGACCUUCUGUUUGGCCUGCUCCUCCCCUUUAAAAUCGCCUACCAUUACAAUGGCAACAACUGGAUCUACGGGUCCUUCAUGUGCAGGGUGGUGACAGCAGCUUUCCACUGCAACAUGUACUGCUCCGUGCUGCUCGUCAUGUGCAUCAGUGUGGACCGGUUCCUGGCCGUGGUUUACCCCAUCAACUCCCUGAUGUGGCGGAGCCCUCAGACUGCUGCAGCCGUCUGUGCAGCCAUGUGGCUCCUCUCCCUGGGAGGAGUGUCCCCCCUCGUGAUCUCGGAGCAGACACUGUAUUUGUCAGACCUUGGGAUUACCACCUGUCAUGAUGUGCAGGAUGUGGAAACCCUGCAGUCCUACUAUCUCUACUUCUUCCCCAUAUACUCCUCCAUCUUCUUCUUCAUACCUUUUGCCUUCACUACUGUCUGCUAUGUUCGAGUCGUUCAGGCUCUGGCAGCAGCUAACUUGGAGAACCGCUCAAAGAAGACACGGGCAAUCGUUAUGACCGUGGUGGUGCUGCUUGUGUUCGUGGUCUGCUUCGCUCCCACAAACAUCAUCCUGAUGAUUCACUAUGUUCAGAUCAGUCACACAUCCAGUGACGGUUCUUACCAGGCGUACCUGCUCUCUGUGUGCAUAGGCAGCCUCAGCUGCUGUCUGGAUCCUCUCCUUUACUACUAUGGCUCCUCUCAGUGCCAGAAGCAGGUGGCUGCAGUGCUUAGGUGCUCUCCACUGGCACCAGCAGGGAGCAGCAUGGACACACGCAGCACACAAACGAGUGGAUCGAGCACCAGAUCCUGCAAGAUGGAGGGCAUGUAUAGUAGUCAUUAUAACAAGCUGGUGGCUUAAGGAGCAUGUUUCUGAGAAAAAAACAAACUUUCACAAAGGUUUUCUUGCUUUUUAACUUUUUAACAUUUGGUCAUGUUCUAGCAAUAUUUUAAUACAUCAUUCUGGGAGUUUCAUGUAACACAAAGUGGUGCAUAAGUUGGAACUGGAAAGACAAGGAUGUGUGGGUUCAGUAAAGUAGAUGAAGCUGUAAAGUAAAGCACGCAUUUUUUUCCAGCUUCUCAGAAUCAUAAGUCUGAAAAACAUCAAGUCUUAAAUCUUCUUUCUCAUUAACACUGAUUAGCUUCUCUGUCCCUUAUGAUGAAAAGCCUCCCUGCCGAGUGAUGCUGCUGCCGUCACUCUGUUACACUCUAGGGAUGAUGUUUGUACUGUAUGCUUCAUAAACAAAAAAAGUUCCUUUUUUUGACAGCGUGCUCAUUGUCUUCCUGCACAAACUUUAAGCAGGACUUCUUUUGCCUUUAUACAACAAUGUUUUCUCUUGAGGCAAAAGUUUCAGAGCACAUGAUGAAUAAGAAUCAUUUUCUUUCCAUCUGAGCUGAGAACCUGCAGCUCAUCCACAAUCAACAUGUGCUUCUCGGCUGCAUCUCUCAAUAACUCCCUCUGGACCUCUCUUACCAUGUAGAGUUCGAUGGACUCCCAUGUCUGUGUAGGUGGUUUGCAAUUGUUUCAUACUUUUAACAUUUUUGUAUGAUGGAUUGGACUACGAUGGUCACAGAGCGGUUAUACAGGUGAAAUCUGUUUACCUGUCAUACUAAAGGGCAUCGAACACACGCUGCAUUUUUUAUGUGCAAGAGAGAAAACCAGCCUUCCACUUUACACUUAUGCUCUACUUUAUCAUGAAAUCUCAAAACAUUAAAGUUUGUGUAUGUAAUUUGACGACAUGUGAAAAAGUUCAGUAGUGCUCAAGUUGGAUAGAAUAAAUUCUUGAUUUUGGUUUGAGGUUUAUACAGAAAGCUUUAACACUGUAUCCACCAUAUAACACUGUCACUGACUUCGCCUUCCUGGUCUCCUCUGUCAGGGAAUCAAACCAUCAGAAUCUGUUUCACUAUCAUACAAAUUACAAGUUGCAAACAUAAUGUCUUUUUUUUUUUUUUUUUUUUUAGAGAAUGUGUAAUUAUGUACUAUGUAAGUAAAAGCAAACAAAUAUGUAAUUUGAAUCAUUUUAUUUUUUUGGUUGUCUGUUUUUUUUUUUCCUUUCUGAAUGUAUUGUUGUGAUUUUUGUUAAUUCAAAUGGCAUCGACAGAUAAUAUCACAAGCAUAUUCAAACCUCACAUAGGAAAUUAAUUUAUCUUCUGAGAGGCAAAUUAGUUAAUUUUUGGAUUUUGACAAAACUUCAGAGUUUCUAUGACAGAUUAAUGUCAUAAAUUUAUCACCUUUAGGUAAUUAAUUUAAAAAGAAUGUUAGGAGAGAGCUUCACUAAACUGUGAAUGAACUUGUUUGUGGGAGUCCACCUCUCAGUUCGAAGAACUAUAAAGAAAAACAGCGACUGAGUCAAAGAUAAAACUGUAUAUUUGGGUUUCUGAAUGGAUGUUGUUGGGCCUCUUUGACUCUGCAUUUUCUUUUAUUGCUGCUCAACUUUUCGCUUCUUUGUCGGGACACAAUUCUGUAAGACAAAGCAAGAGAAGAACAAUGCUUCAUCGAAUAAACAAUACAUUCAAGUA